AGGUAAACAAGAAAAUAAUUGUAGAGAUAAAUACUUUUAUUUUAUCUAUAUAAAGCUUGAGGCUUGAAGAAUAAGUUGCUCAUUCUUUCUUGGCGACCGCAAAAGAGAAUGGGACUCUGCUUCCAACCCAUCUUAGCCUCUCUGUUUCUCAUACUCCUCUCUUCACUCCCUGAGCUAUUAUCACAAUCUCAACAACAUUUUUUGGGACAAAACAACACAAGCUUAUUGGGAGAAGAGAGAUCAUGCAAUUGGUUUAGAGGCAAAUGGGUCUAUGAUUCUUCAUAUCCUCUCUAUAGUCCUUUUUCUUGUCCCUUCAUCAACCCUGAAUUCAAUUGCCAGAAAACGGGUCGACCAGACACUAACUAUCAACACUUCCGAUGGCAACCUUUCUCAUGUUCUCUUCCCAGAUUCGAUGGGGUGAACUUUAUGAGGAGAAUGAGAGGGAAGAAGAUAAUGAUGGUUGGUGACUCACUGAGUCUCAACAUGUUUGAAUCGUUGGCAUGUUUGAUUCAUGCAUCUCUUCCUAAUGCUAAGUACUCUCUCAGUCGAAGCCAGCCUCUCACUUCACUCACUUUCCAGGAUUAUGGAGUGACAAUACUUCUGUACAGAACACAGUUUCUAGUAGAUGUGGUUCAAGAAAAGGCAGGACGAGUGCUUGUACUUGACUCCAUGAAACAAGCCAAUGCUUGGCUUGGCAUGGACGUUCUGAUCUUUAACUCAUGGCACUGGUGGACUCACACUGACGGAAUCCAGCCGUGGGAUUAUAUGAGGGAAGGAAACACCUUGUACAAAGACAUGAACAGGCUUGUGGCUUUUUACAAAGGACUAAACACAUGGGCUCGAUGGAUUAACGGUAACAUUAACCCUUCACGCACUCAAGUCUUCUUUCAAGGUGUUUCUCCUGUUCACUACGAUGGAAGGCAGUGGAACGAACCAUCGCAGUCGUGCAAGGGCCAGACUCAGCCGUUCAUGGGAGAAAGAUAUCCAGGAGGAUUGCCCUUAGGUUGGGUUGUGGUGAACAAAGUGUUGAGCCGAAUCAAGAAACCGGUCCGUCUUCUUGAUCUCACAACUCUCUCGGAGUAUCGCAAAGACGCACACCCAAGUCUCUAUAAUGGUAUCGCAAAGGGUCUAGACUGUAGCCAUUGGUGUCUCCCUGGUCUCCCUGACACUUGGAACUUACUUCUCUACGCAUCUCUUACUUCAUAGUUCUCGUUCUACAUAUUGAUUUUUAUACAAUUCAAUAAAUAAUUUGUGGAGUUCUUGUGAUUGUGAUUCAGAUUUUUAUCUUUAAGUGUAAUUAAUAUUUAUACUAAUUACAUUUUGGGCUUAA
Molecule: messenger RNA, 1330 nt
Organism: Brassica napus (rape)
Lineage: Eukaryota; Viridiplantae; Streptophyta; Magnoliopsida; Brassicales; Brassicaceae
Product: protein trichome birefringence-like 40
Exons: 5
Coding region: 109-1206 (365 amino acids)
Cellular component (GO): Golgi apparatus
Molecular function (GO): O-acetyltransferase activity
Source: RefSeq, a predicted model, not a curated record